This is a messenger RNA of Fusarium graminearum PH-1, 506 nucleotides long. RefSeq lists its product as uncharacterized. The transcript has 2 exons. NCBI's taxonomy places the organism in Eukaryota, Fungi, Ascomycota, Sordariomycetes, Hypocreales, Nectriaceae. Bases 64 to 393 code for a protein of 109 amino acids. The record is from RefSeq and is a predicted model, not a curated record.
AAGUAGGCUCCUCCUGGCGAGGAGGAAAGGGACAUUAUCUUCCCCGCUUCCUCUUCCCAAAUCAUGAUUUGGUCAUAUCUACACCAUGUUUUUACACGCUUGCCUCAGGCAACAAUAACAGAUCUACCUCACAAGCCAAAGAGUAUUGAAUUCAGAUCAAUCGAAAAAGAUGACCAGCAAGAGACAUUUGACCUCGGAUCAUCCGACAACGAGGACAAACAGGAGUUCCCAAUCUACAACGUACUGGCUCCCAAAAAGAAGCGGACCGUGUACAUAUGGGCGUGCUGCUGCUGUCCUACUUCCGGGAUGAAAGUUUCGACAGUCGAUUGUCCCGGGUGUGGCACGCCUCGAUGCCCUUACUGCCGCGUCGAGAAGAAGACGAUCCGGGGAUAAACGAAAAACCCUGAGGGUACUGAAGGGGCAAAAUGUUGCUUAUCCAGUUUAGACGAAUGUGAUUGCUACCACAUGUUAAUUUUAUAUGAAUUUGAUCAAACUCACUUUAUAUU